Messenger RNA from Nicotiana tabacum (common tobacco), 1301 nucleotides. NCBI's taxonomy places the organism in Eukaryota, Viridiplantae, Streptophyta, Magnoliopsida, Solanales, Solanaceae. The record is from RefSeq and is a predicted model, not a curated record.
UACCCCACUUCAAAAUAGCAAACAAAACCACCAGCUCUCUUCUUCUCACUCCAAUUCCAAGCCAAUAACAUCUUUUAUAAAAAUAGUAAAUUAGUAUUUUGAUUAUUUCUUUACUAAUUCACAUAACUUUGGUUUUCAAGAGUGAUAUGGAUGAUGAAAUAUAUGGUUUCCAUUCAACAAGUGAAUACGCGGACAAGGCGUUGAUGUCACCGGAGAAUUUAAUGAUGCAAACUGAGUACAACAUGACUUACCACAACUACAACACUUUGAGUACUCCUCCUAUGAUGUUUGGAUCCGAUGAUGUUCAAUUAUCAUCUGAAGCUGCUAAUUCUGAAAAUAAUAAUAUUCAUCAUCAAAUUAGAGGCAGCUGUAGCAGACGCGAUGAUACUGAAGAUGCUUCAAAUAUUAUCAAGGCUAAAGUCGUCUCCCAUCCUUUUUAUCCAAAAUUGCUCCGCGCUUAUAUUGAUUGCCAAAAGGUAGGAGCACCACCAGAGAUAGCAACUGUACUAGAAGAGAUAAGGCAACAAAACGACUUUCGUAAACCAAACGCUACUUCCAUAUGCAUAGGAGCUGAUCCUGAACUCGACGAGUUUAUGGAAACGUACUGUGAUAUAUUGGUGAAGUAUAAGUCGGAUCUGUCUAGGCCUUUCGAUGAAGCAACUACGUUCCUCAGCAAGAUUGAACUGCAACUCAGUAAUCUUUGCAAAGAUGAUGGUGGUGUAUCAUCAGAUGAAGAGUUGAGUUGUGGGGAGGUAGAAGGACAAGAUGCAUCACAGAGAAGUGAGGAUAAUGAACUUAAGGACAGACUCCUACGUAAGUUUGGGAGUCACCUAAGUACUCUAAAAUUGGAGUUCUCAAAGAAAAAGAAGAAAGGAAAGCUACCAAAAGAGGCAAGGCAAAUGUUACUUGCAUGGUGGAAUGACCACUAUAGAUGGCCUUACCCUACGGAAGCAGAUAAAAAUUCGCUAGCAGAAUCAACGGGACUAGAUCCGAAGCAGAUCAACAAUUGGUUUAUAAACCAAAGGAAGAGACAUUGGAAACCGUCAGAGAAUAUGCAGUUAGCUGUUAUGGAUAAUCUUAGUGGCCAAUUCUUCUCAGAUGAUUGAGUUGAAAUUGCAUCCCUGAUUUCCCUUUACAUGUUAUAUAUUUUUGGAUAAUUACUAGAAAAAGAAAGAAGAUAUUUUGCUAAUACUGAUUAAUUAAUCCAGUCUCUAUAAAAAUAAUGGUAGAUAUUAAUGUUGAAUUCAGCUUCAUGUAAAUAUUCAAGCUAACUGCUAAAAUGCUUACCCAAUAUCAGAAAA